Lepidothrix coronata (blue-crowned manakin) is the source of this 3412-nucleotide messenger RNA. RefSeq names its product zinc finger protein 598 (gene ZNF598). The record is from RefSeq and is a predicted model, not a curated record. Gene Ontology annotation, biological process: protein ubiquitination; rescue of stalled cytosolic ribosome. The transcript has 12 exons. Gene Ontology annotation, molecular function: ubiquitin protein ligase activity; ribosome binding. Bases 9 to 2615 code for a protein of 868 amino acids. Lineage: Eukaryota; Metazoa; Chordata; Aves; Passeriformes; Pipridae.
UGGCCGCCAUGGCCGGCGCGGGGCCGGGCCCGGCCGAGGGGCCGUGUGUGCUGUGCUGCGGGGAGCUGGACGUGCUGGCGCUCGGCCGCUGCGAGCACCCCAUCUGCUACCGCUGCUCCGUGCGGAUGCGGGCGCUCUGCGGCGUCCGCUACUGCGCCGUGUGCCGGGAGGAGCUGCGGCAGGUGGUUUUUGGGAGGAAGCUCCCGUCCUUCUCCUCCAUAGCCCUUCAUCAGCUGCAGCAUGAGAAGAAAUAUGACAUUUAUUUCAUGGAUGGGGAGGUCUAUGCCCUGUACAGGAAGCUGCUGCAGCACGAGUGCUCCUUGUGCCCCGAUGCCAAGCCCUUCAACACCUUUGCAGACCUGGAGCAGCACAUGAGGAAGCAGCACGAGCUCUUCUGCUGCAAACUCUGUGUCAAACACCUAAAGAUUUUCACCUCUGAAAGGAAGUGGUAUUCCAGGAAGGACCUGGCCCGGCACCGGAUCCAUGGGGACCCCGACGACACGUCCCACCGGGGGCACCCCCUGUGCAAGUUCUGCGAUGAGCGGUACCUGGACAACGACGAGCUGCUCAAACACCUGCGCAGGGAUCACUACUUCUGCCACUUCUGCGACUCUGACGGCGCUCAGGAGUACUACAGUGACUACGAGUACCUGCGGGAGCACUUCCGCGAGAAGCACUUCCUGUGCGAGGAGGGCCGGUGCAGCACGGAGCAGUUCACGCACGCCUUCCGCACCGAGAUCGACUACAAGGCCCACAAGACAGCCUGUCACAGCAAGAGCAGGGCCGAGGCCCGGCAGAACCGCCACAUCGACCUCCAGUUCACCUACACCCCCCGGCACCCCCGCAGGAACGAGGGUGUUGUAGGUGCAGAGGACUAUGAAGAGGUUGACAGGUACAACAGGCAAGGGAGGACGGGCAGGUUGAACGGCCGGGGGAGCCAACAGAACAGGAGAGGCAGCUGGAGGUACAAGAGGGAAGAAGAAGACAGGGAUGUUGCAGCAGCAGUCAGGGCGUCUGUGGCAGCCAAACGGCAGGAAGAGAAGAAAAGGGUGGAGGACAAAGAGGACGGCGGCAGCAGCAGAGGGAAGAAGGAGGAUUUGAGGGAUCCCGACGUGCUCGGCUCCAAACGUGUGCCAAAGGCUCCGAACGAUGUGGCAGAAGCAGCUGCUAACGGUGCUCUCAGCCAAGACGACUUUCCAGCAAUUGGCUCGCCAGCAGGACCUCUCCAAGGCUCUGCCCAGCCAGCACUAGUUAAGCUUAAAGAAGAAGAUUUCCCAAGCCUGUCAUCCUCUGCAGCUCCCACCAUCUCGUCUGGGAUGUCUCUGACAUACACAACGACGGCAAAGAAAGCGGCCUUCCAAGAGGAGGACUUCCCAGCCCUGGUGUCCAAAAUGAAGCCCAACAAUAAGACAGUAACCAACAUCACAUCUGCGUGGAACAACGGUUCCAGCAAAAACGUGGUCAAAGCCAUCACCAACCCCUGUGUCAGCCAGCCAGCCAAAAAACCAUCCUUGAACACCUCCAAGGGAAGUAAGAAGAGCAAUAAACCCUGUGAGUCGGACGACGAAGACGGCGGCGGUGGCUUGACCACCCAGGAGAUCCGGAACACGCCGACCAUGUUCGACGUCUCGUCCUUGCUGGCGGCUUCUACCUCACAGACUUUUACGAAAGUGGGCAAGAAAAAGAAGGUGGGGGUUGAGAAGCAGAGGCCGUCGUCCCCACGCCCGGACACGGCGUUCCCCAGGCCAUGCACGGAAAAGCCCCCGGAAGCAGAGCAGCCCUCCAGGGUGUUCCCUGCUCCCCACGGCCCCGACAGACCCACAGCUGUCAUGAAUGGCCACUCGGAAAAGUCCUCAGCGGUCUGUGGUACACCCAAAGAGCCCCCUGGCCUUAAAAAGCCCACAGUGACUAACAAAUGCCCUUUACCUCAGGAAGACUUCCCAGCUCUUGGGAGCUCAGGAUCAGCCAGGAUGCCCCCGCCACCAGGCUUUAACUCCGUGGUGCUGUUGAAGAACCCUCCUCCGCCUCCGGGCCUGUCGGUGCCUGUCAGCAAACCCCCCCCGGGCUUCGCUGUCAUUCCAUCCACCAACAUCUCUGAACCUGUCACUACAGCUCUGAAAGAGCCAAAACCCUGUCAUGGAUCAUACUUGAUACCUGAGAACUUCCAGCAGAGGAACAUCCAGCUCAUACAAUCCAUUAAAGAAUUUCUUCAAAGCGACGAGUCCAAGUUCAAUAAAUUUAAAACUCAUUCUGGGCAGUUCAGGCAGGGUGUGAUCUCUGCAGCACAGUACUACAAGAGCUGCCGAGAGCUGCUGGGGGAGAACUUCAAGAAGAUUUUUAAGGAGUUGUUGGUGCUGCUGCCGGACACGGUGAAGCAGCAGGAACUGCUCUCUGCUCACAACGACUUCCGAGUCAAGGAGAAACAAAGCUCCAACAGGCCCAAAAAGAACAAAAAGAACGUUUGGCAGGUGGACUCCCCCGCGGACCUCGACUGCUACAUCUGCCCCACGUGUAAGCAAGUGCUGACUCAGCAGGACGUGGUCACCCACAAAGCUUUGCAUAUUGAGGAUGAGGAGUUCCCUUCCUUGCAGGCAAUCAGCAGGAUCAUCAGUUAGCUUUCCUGAGGGCCCACACACCAGGCUCUGGCUCUGGAAAUGCACUUUUGGAAUGAGGUUUGGCAGCAUAGAGUGGCUGAGGGCCGGUGCCAGUUGAGCCAGUGAGGAGCAGGUAAUUUGGGGAGCCCUCUCGGGGCAAAGGGAUCAUGGGAAUGUGCUGGAGCUCAUCCCUCCCACAGUCUGAGCUCCCAAAAUCUGGGGUAGGGUUAGGCUGAGCCGCAGGGUGGGCAGGCAGGGGCUCCUUCCUCCUGGAACAUGCAAUAGCUGGGAAUCCUUUCUGAUCUGCAGACUGACAGGGGACACAAUAGGGGAAUAAGCAUCUGGUUUGGGGGUUUCUUUCUGGUUUUGGGGUGGGGGAAGAUUAGGGAAUCACUGAAAUGAACAGAAGCGGCUUCCCUUAUAACAUUCUGAUUUUUUUGUGCUAUUUCAGUGAAGAUCACACUAGUCAGGGGUACAAAGGUGCAGGAAAGGUGCUGCUCACUGGUGUGACCAGGAGCGCUGCAAACACUGGGCUGCAGAGUUUCCUGUCUGCAAACAGAGUCCAUUCUGCUGCUUGAAGAAUUGGGCUGGUCUGUACAAGAUUUGAAGUUGCCUCUGACCUUUUCUGUAACAUGUUCUUUCAAGAAACUGAUUUUGUAGCCUUGCAUGUACAGUAACAGCAACAGCAUUAAGGCUUUACUCUGUGUAAAGCACACGGGAAUUUUAUUUAAUGACUGCCAUGUUUCUAAUUUCUUGGUUGUAUUACUGGUGGGAGCUCCCAACAGCAUCCUGGGACAUUAAAUGCUGCUGAUCACUGA